This is a messenger RNA of Durusdinium trenchii, 6000 nucleotides long. The record is from the annotation of a GenBank genome assembly. NCBI's taxonomy places the organism in Eukaryota, Dinophyceae, Suessiales, Symbiodiniaceae.
AUGGCGUCCUUUGAGCAGAUGGAUGCGAACCGGGAUGGUGUGGUCUCGAGGGAGGAGUUCAUGUUUGGCAUGAUGGACCAGAAUCAGGAUGGCCAGAUCUCCAGGGAGGAGUUUGCCGCGGCCAUGCGCGCGCCCAGUGCGCCGAUCCCGACCACCAUGGCGCCGGGCACCAUGACCUAUGGGGCUCCAGGUGCUAUGCCUGGAGGUGGAUACAUUGUGGAGCCGACCACCAUGCCACCCACCUACGGUGCUCCCAUGCCAGCACCAGGCGUGACAUAUGCAGCACCCACCAUGCAGGCGCCUCCUGUGACCUAUGCGGCUCCCAUGCAGUCCGUGCCAUACACGGCCGCCACUACACAGGAGCCACCCGUGACAUAUGCGGCACCUGUGGCCCAGAGUGCACCAGUGACCUAUGCCGCACCUGUCACCCAGGCGCCGAUCUAUGCGCAGAUGCCACCCGUGACCUAUGCGGCCCCAGCUGCACCGCAGCUGGUAGCACAUGAAGGCACCACCGAGACAGUGGUCACCGCCGUCGCUGAGCCCAUGGAUGCAACGCUCACGACGACGGGCGAGCCCACGCCGGUGACGACCAACACCUUGGCGCUGCAGCCGAAGCCACAGCCCUUGCAGACCAUGAGGGGAAGUACCACACAGGUUAAGAUCAACGUGGAUAGCGUGAAGGACGCCGAGAAGGCCUUCCUGGCGGGUGAGCACCGCCCACUGGUCCAGUCGGUGCGCGCGCAGGGGGAGGCCGAGUACAUUGCAGGCGUCAACAGCGAGGUGGACGCUCCUGCACAGGUCACGGUGCAGCGGCAGCAGGAGAUCGUGGCAGGUCAGCUGAUCCAAAAGGUGGUGGAGAUCCCCACUGUCCAGGAAGUGGUGGAAGAACAGGAGGUGCCAGAAGUGCAAGUGGUGAACAAGAUCAUCGAGGUCCCACAAGUUCAGACUCAAGAAAUCGAGGUGGUGCGAGAACAGGUGGUUCAUGUGCCCAAGAUCGUGGAACAGAAGCGCGUUCAGCAGCGCACAGUGGAGCAAGUGGUGGACAUUCCUAUCCCACAGGUGGUGGAAGAGAUUGUGCACGUGCCGGUGACGGUGCAGCAAACCCGGAGGUUCCAACAACCGGUGGAGCAGCUCCAAGAGGUUCCCAUUCCCAUGACGCAGGAGGAGGUCGUGGAGGUGCCGGAGAUCAUCACCCAGGUGCGUGUGCAGCACCAGCAGGUGGAGCAAAUCGUGGAGGUGCCGGUCCCCAUGAGGGAGGAGGAAGUGGUUCACGUGCCAAAGGUCAUCACCCGAACCCGAAUGCAACAGCAACACGUGGAGCAAUUGGUGGAGGUGCCAGUGCCCAUGACACAGGAGGAAGUGGUGCACGUGCCCAAGAUCAUCACGCAAACUCGUGUGCAACAACAGCAGGUGGUGGAAGAGGUUGAGAUCCCAGUACCCAUGCAGGAGGAAGAGGUCGUGCACGUGCCGAAGACCGUGACCCAAACUCGGUUGAAGCAUCAGCAGGUGGAGCAGACGGUCGAGGUGCCAGUCCCAAUGACUGAAGAAGAGGUGGUGCAUGUGCCCAAGACCGUGGUCCAGACCAGUGUGACCCACCAACAGGUGGAGCAACAGGUUGAGGUUCCAGUGCCGAUGCAAGAGGAAGAGGUGGUGCAUGUGCCCAAGACGAUCACGCAGACGCGGGUGAGGCACCAACAAGUGGAGCAAGAGGUUGAGAUUCCGAUCCACAUGACUGAAGAAGAGGUGGUGCACGUGCCGAAGACCGUGACCCAAACCAGGAUCAGACAUCAACAAGUGGAGCAGGAGGUUGAGAUUCCGAUCCACAUGACCGAAGAAGAGGUGGUGCAUGUGCCAAAGACUGUGACACAGACACGGAUCAAGCACCAGCAGGUUGAGCAGCAGGUGGAAAUUCCAGUUCACAUGCAAGAAGAGGAGGUGGUGCAUGUGCCCAAGACCGUGACACGCACCCGGGUCUCCCAGCAGCAGGUGGAACAGACGGUGGAGAUCCCGAUCCACAUGACUGAAGAAGAGGUGGUGCACGUGCCCAAGACCGUGACUCAAACCCGGAUCACGCACCAACAGGUGGAGCAAAGCGUGGAAAUUCCCAUCCCCAUGACCGAAGAGGAGGUGGUCCAUGUCCCAAAGACUGUGACACAAACCAGGGUUCGACAUCAGCACCUCGGCUGCCGCGUCCUGCCGCCGCGACCAGUCGCCACCUCGUCUCGCACCGGUUACCCAGAAGGUGGCCCCUCUGGUCAUGUGGGCGAUCCGUCAAGCGUGUGGCCGGUGGGAACGGCGAUCUGGAUCGUCAUGGAUGUUCCACGGGGCUUUAAAGGUCCAGUGACCCAAGGAAAAGAAGAGGAUGUGGAGCAGAGCGUGGAGAUCCCAAUCCACAUGACCGAGGAGGAAGUGGUGCACAUUCCCAAGGUGGUGACGCAGACCCGCGUUCGACAUCAGCACGUGGAGCAGCCUCUUGCUCGAAUGGCGGGCUUUUUGGGGGGCUUUCAGGUGGAGGGGGCCGGCUCGUGGAGGUUCCAGUGCAUCUCCCCCCCCAGCGCCGCGGCCGCCCGCGCGGGCGCCGUCGCGGGUGCUCCCCCCGCGGUGGCCGCCGGGCGCUGCGGCGCGGCGCCGGACCUGGCACCGGCGGAGCCCGUGGAGGGCGGCGGCGUUCAAACGGUGGAGGUACCGGUGCCCAUGACGCAGGAAGAGGUGGUCCAUGUGCCCAAGGUGGUGACGCAAACACGGGUGAGGCACGAGCAGGUGGAGCAAACCGUGGAAGUGCCAGUGCCCAUGACCCAAGAGGAGGUCGUGCACGUGCCCACUGUCAUCCAGCAGGAGCGUGUGUCCCAUGAACAAGUGGAGGAGACGGUGGAGGUGCCGGUUCCGAUGACCGAAGAGAAGGUGGUGCAUGUGCCGAAGGUCGUGGAGCAGGAGCGGCAGCACCACUUCCAUGUGGAGGAGGUCGUGGACGUUCCCGUCCAGCAGCAGGUGGAGACUGUGGUGCACGUGCCUGUGGUCAGCAAGUUGGAGCGCAUCAUCCACAACCCGGUGGAUUUGGAGGUGGAAGUGCCCCGGCCCAUCGUCGUGGAGAAGUGCAUCGAAGUCCCGAAGAUCCAGGUGGAGGAGAGGACCGUGCGAGUGCCGAAGAUCGUGAACACCGUGGUGGAUCGCAUCGUUCAGCAUCAGAUCGAGACGGUGGAGGUUGUGAAGCCCACGGUGGUGCACAAGGUCGUUCAGAGGAAGAAGCCCGUGGUGCAGGAACGAGUGCAACACGUGCCCAAGGUCAUGGUGCAACAAGUCCCCGUGGAGAAGGUGGUGGAGAGACAGGUGGAAGUGCCUCAGAUCCAAUAUGUGGACGAGGUGGUCGACGUCCCCAUGGUGAAGCACCGUCACGUGCCCACCGUGGUCAAGCAGACCAAGGAGGUGGAAGUUCCUCAAGUGGAGUACGUGGACGAGCACGUGGAGGUUCCAGUCAUCAAGCAGGUCCACGUGCCCACGAUUCAGAAGGUUCAGCGGACGGUCAAGGUGCCACAGAUCCAGUGGGAGGAUCAGAUUGUGGAGGUGCCCGUGACCAAGCAGGUGAACGUGCCAGUGAUUGAGAAGGUGCAGAGGAUUGUGGAGGUGCCAGAGUUCCAAUACGAGGAUCAAAUCGUGGAAGUGCCAGUGGCCAAGCAGGUCCAUGUUCCGAUGGUCCAGAAGGUUCAGAAGAGUGUGGAUGUGCCACAGAUCGAAUAUGAGGACAAGGUGGUGGAAGUUCCCGUGCAGAAGCACGUGCGUGUGCCCAUGAUUCAGAAAGUGCAGAAGAUUGUGGAUGUGCCGCAAAUCGAGAUCGAAGAGCAGAUCGUCGAAGUUCCUGUGGCCAAGCACGUUCAGGUGCCCAUGAUUCAAAAGAUUCAGAAGAUGGUGGAAGUGCCGCAAGUGGAGAUUGAGGAGAAGGUUGUCGAAGUGCCCGUCCGCACCAAUGUGCAGGUGCCCAUGAUUCAAAAAGUGCAGAAGAUGGUGGAAGUGCCGCAGAUUGAGAUCGAAGAGCAGGUGGUCGAGGUUCCUGUGCACAAGCACGUGCAAGUACCCAUGAUCCAAAAGGUUCAGAAGAUGGUCCACGUGCCGCAGAUCGAAAUUGAGGAGCAGAUUGUUGAAGUGCCAGCGGUGAAGCACGUACGGGUACCUAUGGUUCAGAAGGUGCAGAAGGUGGUAGACGUUCCUCAAAUUGAGAUUGAAGAGCAGAUUGUGGAGGUUCCCGUGCAGACGCACGUUCAGGUGCCCAUGAUUCAGAAGGUUCAGAAGAUGGUAGAUGUGCCGCAGAUCGAAUACGAGGACAAGGUCGUUGAGGUCCCAGUGGCCAAGCAUGUCCAUGUGCCAAUGAUUCAAAAGGUCCAGAAGAUUGUGGAUGUCCCUCAAGUGGAGAUCGAAGAGCAAGUGGUCGAGGUUCCGGUGCAGAAGCACGUGCAGGUGCCCAUGAUUCAGAAGGUUCAGAAGGUCGUGGAUGUGCCACAGAUCGAGAUCGAAGAGCAGGUGGUUGAGGUUCCAGUGGCCAAGCAUGUCCAGGUGCCCCUGGUGACGAAGGUGCAGCGAAAUGUGGAGGUUCCUCAGGUGGAGUAUGAUGACCAAGUGGUCGAAGUGCCCAUUCAGAAGCAGGUGCACAUUCCCUUCCAGCAGGUGCACGUGCCCAUCGUUGAGACGGUGCAACGGUCCGUUGAGGUGCCACAGGUGGAGUAUGUGGAUGAAGUGAUGCAGAUCCCAGUGGCCAAGCAGGUGAACGUGCCAAUGGUCUCGACGGUGCAAAAGACCGUGCAGGUUCCGGAAGUGCAGUACGUCGACAAGGUGGUGCAGGUGCCGGUGACCAAACAGGUGAACGUGCCAAUGGUGACUCAGGUGGAGAAGAUCAUUGAGAUCCCACAGGUGGAGUACAUGGACAAGCACGUCCACAUCCCCGUCCAGAAGCAUCGAUCGGUGGUGGUGGAAGUGCCCGUGGAGAAGCCCAUUGAGGUGAACGUCAUCGAAACCACCGAGAAGGUGAUUGAUGUGCCAGUGGUGAAGCAGAUUGCAGUGCCGCAGGUUCAGACCAUCGAGAAGACGGUCGAGAUCCCCUUCGUGCAGGUGGUGGAGAAGGUGGUGGAGGUGCCUCAAGUGGGUUCCACCACCCAGGGCAGUGUGAGGGAAGAGCACGUGCCCACCGAGACCAAACGCGAGGAGGCGCCAGCUCAAGUGGUGCAACAGGUCUUGGCCGGUCCGGCUCACCCGGUGGAGUACGUCACGGAGGAGGCGCCCUACGGGCACUUUCCGCUGAGGAUUGCGCCGAAGGAUGGCUUCACCGACGGCCUGGCCACUGUGACCAAGGCCACGGGCCAAGCGAAGGGUCGCUUGGGUCUGGGACUGCAUGUGGCCUCCUAUCAGAGCGAGGAAGAGGUGGCCCAGUGGCCUGUGGAACCUUUGGCGCAGGAUCUCGAGGUGCAGGACAUUGAUGCCCACCAGUUCUUCCGCAUCAUCGUCAAGCGCGUGCGCUUCGCGUGCGAAUUUCUGCUGCGCAGCCGCUUUGAUGAGCCGGUGAGGAGAUGCCCCUUCGUGGUCAAGUCCUCCACGGGGUCCGUCGUGGCGAGGGGCAUCAGCAGCGAGCUGGGGGUGGCGUCCGUGGAGUUGCCGAUGGGGACGAUGACCCUCCAGCUGGAGCCUGAAGCCACGUCGGCCUUCGUGGCCACAUCCUUCGAAGUCAAGGUCAAUGAGCAAGGGGACUUCAUGCCGCUUCGACAGGAGGUCGAGACGAAGUCGGUGAAUGUCCAUUUCAGUCUGAUCACGCCCGAUGGCGAGCCAGCUCCUCACUGCGACUUUGAGCUGAAGCCUCGCUUCGCGCCCGACGGGACGGCGGCGGAGGCCUUGAGCCUUCGUCCGGAAGCGCAGGGGACGGUGCCGAGGGCGGUCUCGGCGGUGCGACCGAGACAUGUGACUUCGGGGCAGUUCACUUCGUUUUGGUCGCUCUGGAUUCGCCCAGCCCACGCCCUAUAG